AAAAACGUAAUUUUAAAAGUUUUUUUUGUUUGUUUUUUUUCCCCGUCAUUUUUUAAGUGACGAGUGCUUUUGUGUCCGAGCGUAAUUGAAGGCCGCACCAAGGCGACGUGAGAUGACGUCACGAAUCCUGGAACAGGAAGCAGUGAGGAUCCCAUCUAAAGCGGCAGUUUUGUGUCCAAAGUGUCGACUGUCAACCGAAGACGAGGAAAACGCCGACCAACGAUGACAUCUGAGUUCCGAGCAGCGGUGGACGGAGAGCCGACGGCGUGAGUGUGCGGUGACGGUCACUGGCAGCCUCCGUCCCCUAUGACUGCGCCCGCGGGCUACGCUCGACUGGAGCAAAAUGAGGCCAUGAACGGUCUGCGCAUCUCUGUUGGGGGACUCCCCAUGCUGGCCACCAUGGCCAACGGCAGCGACUCCCGCUUCCGCCUCAAGUGGAAACCCAUCGUGGUGGCGGCGUUCUCGCUGACUCUGUUCUUGCUGCUCUACAUGCACUUGAGCUCGGGCCUGCGCCACCACCGCGGCACCUCGGAGGGCUCCGGAGCGGAGCGCUUGUCCGGCUACAACGACACCUACCCGCUCAGCCCGCCCGAACGAACGGCGAGCGGCACGCGCUACCGCAUCGCCGUCAUCGCCGACUUGGACACGAAUUCUCGUAGCGAGAAGGCGCAGACGUGGUUCAGCUACAUGUGGCGCGGGCACCUGUUGGUGUCGCAGAGCGGCGACAGGGUGUCAGUGGAGUGGGACGCCGACAUGACGCGGCUGGAAAGCCACCUGGCCGAGAAAGGCCGAGGCAUGGAGCUGUCGGAACUGGCCGUCUUCAACGGCAAGCUUUACAGCGUCGACGACAGGACGGGCAUCGUCUACCGCAUCGACGGCAACAAGGUCGUGCCCUGGGUCAUCUUACCCGACGGCAACGGCAACGUGGCCAAAGGUUUUAAAGCCGAGUGGUUGGCGGUGAAGGACGAGCACCUGUACGUGGGCGGCUUGGGGAAGGAGUGGACCACCACCUCGGGCCAGUUCGUCAAUGACGACCCGGAGUGGGUGAAAGUGGUGGGCUACCGUGGGGAUGUUGAGCACCAGAACUGGGUGCCUGUGUACAAGUCGCUUAAAUCAGCCGCCGGACUUAAACCUCCAGGUUACCUGAUUCACGAGUCGGCGGCGUGGAGCGACACACUGCAGCGGUGGUUCUUCCUGCCGCGCCGGGCCAGCGCCGACCGCUACGAGGAAACGGCGGACGAGCGGCGGGGCACCAACCUGGUUCUGAGCUGCUCGCCGGAUUUCACCGACGUGAAGGUCGGCCACGUGGGCCCGCUGGACCCCACCCACGGCUUCUCCUCUUUCAAGUUCGUGCCCAAUACGGACGACCAGAUCAUCCUGGCGCUCAAGUCGGAGGAAGACGCGGGCAAGAUCGCUACGUACAUCCUGGCCUUUACGCUGGACGGACGCAUUCUCUUGCCGGAGACCAAGAUCGGCGACGUCAAAUACGAAGGAGUUGAGUUCAUCUAGGUCAGCGGUCGGCACACAAAAACAGAAAACAACAUUUUGAAUUAAUAUAUUGUUUGCCUAAUUGGGGGGCAAAUAGUUUUGUUUUUGUUUUUUGUAUUUGAACAGCACCAUAUUCAAAUUUAGAAUUACUGUAUAUUUGAAAAGUUUACAAUCAAAAUGCAAAUCAAACACCUGUUAACUCAUUGGUUGCCAUUGACCACGAUAGACAUCCAAUCCAUUUGAAGCGGGACUGGAAACGGAACUUCAAGCAGAUAUGACAUCUACUAGUGAUACUCAUUUCAAGUUCACAUCGAAAACAUGAAAAGACCUAUCAGCACCCCUAACAAAAUGGCUUCUAGGGCAGUGGCCAUGUUGGUAGGGGCAGCAUUCCCGUCAAAGUCAAUGCAUUGACAUGAAAAUGAAGUUACAAUUGUCUUAUUUCACAACCGAUUACUUUUUCAAUGUCAACAUGACA
Molecule: messenger RNA, 1963 nt
Organism: Corythoichthys intestinalis (scribbled pipefish)
Lineage: Eukaryota; Metazoa; Chordata; Actinopteri; Syngnathiformes; Syngnathidae
Gene: cant1a
Product: calcium activated nucleotidase 1a
Exons: 4
Coding region: 307-1509 (400 amino acids)
Biological process (GO): proteoglycan biosynthetic process
Molecular function (GO): GDP phosphatase activity; UDP phosphatase activity; calcium ion binding
Source: RefSeq, a predicted model, not a curated record